AUGCAUCCGGAUCGUGUGUCGGUCUAUGAGGCUUCCUCUUAUCACGGCGAAGGCGAGGCCUCUCGCCCCGCGUACCAGUCUCCUAUGCCUCCCACCGCACCUCUGGAUGCCCCCCCUUUGCCGCUUCACCAUACACUUCCGCAGGCGGCGCUGGCGCCACCGCCUGCCGCCGUCGACUCUGCGGCUCGUGGCGGAGGGCAGCCGGCCGCGCCCCUCGUUUUGUCUGUCUCAAUCACGGUUAUCGAGCCCUGCAUAGAGGCCCCGCUUCCCGGUCUCGACCCCGUGACCGCGCCCUUUUCGGGGCGUCGUCUCUGGCGCAUUCCUGUCGUCCGGAUCUACGGGGUCGUCAAUGAAAACCCGGGCGUGUCGCUCUCUCGCGCAGCUGCGGCGCGGCUUUUCCCUCCAGCUUCCGAGCGCCUGGCGUCUACUCCGUCGGCUCAUGUGGGCAUCUCACCGGCCGGAGCGGCUGUGCAAGCCGCGUCAGGCGCCUGUCCCGCAGGCGACAAGCGCCUGCUGGGGCGCAUGUGCUGCGUCGCUGUGCACAACGUGUUUCCGUAUUUCUUCGUGCCUGUCCCCCGCGACGCCCAGGACCGACCUGAGGCGUGGCUGCAGUGGUUUGGCGCCAAACUCCGCGAUUGCGAGGAGAAGCUGACCGCGCGCAGAGGCCGCGACGACGCUGCGUCAUCCAGGCACGAGACGGCGCGGCGGUGGGGCGGGGGACCACCCCCGCGCCCAGUGCCGACGGCCGCGUCGCCCUCCGCGGCGGCUUCCCCGGGGGCUCCGUUGGUCUUUUCCCUGAGGCUCGUUCGGAAGCGCGCCUUCUACGGAUACGACCCUGCGCCGCGGUUUUUCGUCCAGAUCUUCACCCUGCAGCCGGGCCCCAAGUCUGUGCAGCUCGCCGCCUUGCUGCUGCACGGCCGCGUCACCGGGCGCCCGCUCCAGCCGUUCGAAAUCCACAUUCCUUUCGUGAGCCACUUCCUCGCCGACCAUUGCCUCCGCGGCAUGGACCGCCUCACGGUCGCCGCGCCCAGGUUCGUCAGGCCGCUCCUACUCUCCCCCGCACUCCUCUUGCCGCGGCAUGUGCGGCCCGCGCCGGGGCUGGGCGCCGUCCCAAACUGCGCGGCGUUCGCGAGGGUGCGCCAGACAGAGUCCCUGAGCGUCACCGAUCCCACGGGCGACACUCUGCGGCCGGCGGCUUCAAUGACUGUGGUGCCGGCGCGGCCCGACCAGCUGGCGGGCGCCCUGCAGCGUGGGAAAGACGCCUGCCCUGGCGGCGGCGCGGACCCUCGCGACGGGACUCAGGGGACUGGGGCGAGGGGACAGCGGGCCCACGAGCCGGUGGAUAGCGGCCCAGGCGAAGCGUGCGGCGGGCACGAAGACACAGGCAACGCGGCGAAGUCGGAAGGAGGGACAAGCGCUGCCGGCAGGCUGCGUGUGACAACCUCUCCUUGGGGGCCUAGGGUCUGUUCGACGGCGUGCAGCGACCUAACCCUGCAUCGCUUCUCAGAAGCGGUGCCAGGGUCGGUGUUCCUUAACUCCGCUUGGGCGCGGCUUUGGUCUCGCGUGAGGGACUCGGCGGUGCUGAAGGCCGUGGAAGAUGCCCCCCGAACAGAGGAAGCAGAUCUGCUUUCACGCUCGGCCGCAAAGGCCUCUCUCCUGCGUGCGUCGCCGAUGCGCGUUUCCGCAGCCUCUCAUUCGGCGUCCCCAGCGGCACCUCUAUCUUCGGGUUCUGCGCAGCCCACCGCGGCGCCGUCGCCGGCGGCCGACCCGCCAGAUACCCUUCUCUCUCGAGACUCGCCCGGCUUCCACUUGUUGCAUGCGCGCAUCCUGCGUCGUACAAAGUGCGAGCUGGAAUGCCAUGUGUCGUCGCGAGAUAUUCUGAAUCCGUUCUUCGUCUCGGAGCUCGACCUGGGCGAUGCGCCAUCCUUGGCGCCGUCGGCGGCCUCCUGCGCGCCUCCGCCAGCACCGAAAAGCGAAUCUGCAGAGCCUGCUGGCCGCCAGCUGACCGCAGAAUUCGCCGCGGGAGUGCUGCUGCCCUCCGUGUUGGAUUUCUGGUCGGAAGAGGCGAGACGCUGCGCGCGGCUGGGCAUCCCGUUCCCCUUCCACGACCCCCACGCCGGCCUGCCCUCUCCCAGCACCCUUCCACCAGCUGCCGCCGCGGCCCUCGCCCAAAGAGACGAGACCCCCGCGCGCGAGGCCGUACCUGAAAUCUUCAAGCGAAGACUUGCGCAGCUCCUCGUAAGGACUGGAGCCCUCCGGGAUGUUGCCCUUCUGGAGGCACAGCUGCGAGGCAAAACCGACCCCGACGCGGAGAGCGCUGCAAAGCCAGGGGAGCAUGAGGAAGCGGUAAGCGGCCGCGAAGCUGCGGCAUCUUCCCGGCUGGAGGUGCCUGGACGGCCGGCGCGUUCGCAGAGCCUUUCAGGGAGCCCACACUGCGAAGGCGAAGACAGUCAAAGCCCCUCACACGCACGAUUUCGAGGGGAAACGCAGGACGAGAGUGAGCGGAGGACCCGCAGCGCAGAUGGUGCAACUAGGGGCCCUGCCGUUCCGCAUGCCGCGGAAGAUGUGGCGCGAGCGCAGCAGGUUUCUACCACGUUCUGCGAGGACUCGGGUGGGCGACAGGACGAAGCCACGGGCGAUGGAGCGUCGCCAUCUCGGUUGCGAGAUCGCCUACAUGAGACUUGUGAGAAGCACUCCACGAAGCGGCUGUGCGUCACUUCUAGUCAGCCUCAGGGUGAGGCUGGAGGCGCGAACGCCGCGGGCACUGCAGCCUCGACGGCCGACGCCCGGUACGCUCUGGAGGUACCCUCUCCGUCUUCAUCGUUGCGCCUUUCUCUUCACGAGGGCAUGCAAGCGGCGAGGCACCGCCGACUGUCUCAGUCUUCUGCGACUUCGCCUUUUGCGCCUUCCUCAACUGACGAGUCAGAGUUGCCCUUUGACGCGUUCGCCUCGCCCGCGGGGUCUCAACACUUUUCUCUGAGCGGCAGCCAGGGCGUCUCUGCCGCUGCUGCCUUGGAUGCCUUCCGUUCGAUCUCCUCCGCAAACGCGCCUGCAGACUUUGGCGGGGUAUCUGAAGCGAGCGCCCGCUGGAGGCCCCUUUCGCCUUCCCUCGGCGCCGCGGCAGAGACGCCUGUAGAAAUGGAGCCGACGACGGCUGCGGUCGCGGCGGAGGGGACGCUGGAGUCCUUCGAGGCCGGCGCGGAUCGGCGGGUCUGGCCUCCUGUUUGCCCAGGAGAGGCUCGUGGGCCUGAGUCGUGCGGGGUACGUCCGUCUGAUUCGCGUGAGACAGCCUCUCCAUCGCAUGUGCAGUCGCGUGAAGACAGGGCCUCGCUCUCCGGGGGCGAGGACUCACGGGCGCUUCCACUGACCUGCGCAGCCCCCCCGCGUCGGUCGAGUGCCGAAGCGCCCCGAGCCGUGAGGGCCUGUAGGAGUGGCUGCGGGGAAGGGCGGACGCUUCCCCGUGGCCUCCCAGCGCGCGUGUCCGCCGGCGAUGCAGACAUGCGAGAGACAGAGGACGCUACUGCUGGCGCGUGCCUCCGGCGACGUGCGCGCCCGGUCGAGCCCUCGUCAGCGCAGCAUGCCCACACAGCGGCGACAAGGAAACCGGUGUCCGCUCGAAUCAGGGACACCGAGACUGACGCCAGACGUCCAGAAGACGUCCUGAAAGGGGGGGACUCAGCCCACACCGAAGGCGACUCUAGGCGGGGAGAGACAACUCGGUGGAGCGAGGCGCGUGUGGAGGACGCGCGAUCGGAUGCCCGAAAGCGGGGGCAAGAGGCAGAGGGCCUCGGCGUGUCCUCGGCGUCGCGCGAAGAGGCGCUAGAUGCAGGUGCCUUCAGCGACAGCGCGUACGACGCCGUUCUCUCCUCGAACGAGGCUGAGGAGGGAAGCAGGGGCCUGCGACGAGGAGGGCGCGGCGAGGGAAGCGAGCUGUUUGCCGGGGGCAGUUCGAGCCGCUCUCAGUCCAGCGUCUCGGACGUGAGCAGCGCAGAAGAGGAGGCGCGGCGUGCGCGACGAAGCCAAAGGCAGAGAAAACGAUUCGGGAGGAGAGAAGAGACGGCUGGCGUCGACAGCGGCGCGUCGAGUAGCUGCUCGCCCACGGCAGGCUACGACGCCAGCGCGGGCAGCAGCGACGAGGCGAGCCCGCCCAGCGAGCCUGGGGAGGUCUCGGAAGCUGGGCGCGAACUUGCGCAGACGCGAGCGUGUAAAGAGAGGCGGGAAGACAGGCGGCAACAGCCCAUCUUUCCGCCGCCGCGUCCCACGGUGGAGGAGCGUGGCGCGGGUACAGAGGCGUCGUCGGGCUCGCGCGCCGAGGGCUCAAAGGGAGUUCCUUUAGCGGGUUCUCGCGAGGCUUUGAGCAAUGGAGACGAUGGAGAUCCUCGGCGACCUGAUCGUGGCCUCGACGGGCGUCUUCGUUUCGCGUCCCUGCACCCUGUCGAGAGCCAUAGCCCCUAUGCUGAGCGGGUCACGGCCCCGUCCUUUCGGAGACUCUCUAGGCCGAGCCGCGCGAACAUGGCCGGCGUACGAGCCUCGGCGGGCAACCGCGACGACGCCUCAGAACCGCAGCCGCUCACCGAGGGUCUCGUGGAGUCACGAAAUGCGAGUUGCGGCGGGGCGAAACCUCGCAGCGAGACUCCGUUGCUCUCGGGGGCCGGCUUGGCGGAGCAGGGACGGGGAGAGGAAGGCAGCUCGUCGUCCUCCUACGCCGCCACAGUUGUACUGACGAGUGCCUCCGAGGACGCUUGCCGCGGCGAUGAGCGACCGGAUCCUGAAGACGAAGGGCGACCAGAGCGGUACGACCCCGCGGCCGAGAAAGGAGCCCGGAGUGAGACAGUUUCGCCGGGAGGAAGAGGGCCCUCGCAGGGCGAGGGACCGAAACAGACCCCAGGCGGGCUGGGCAGGUCGAAGGCUCCACCUGAGACCAUCGACGGCGCGAAACACAGCUUCCGGGAGGAGCUCUCUCCGCGCCGUCGUGAGUCGCAGGCCACCGCUGGCUCUGCGAAAAGGCCUUCGCAUCCGUCGCAGCUUUCUUUGGCGCCUUCGGUGCACGACUCUGUCUCGAGUCAACACCGUUCUGUCUCGCAGUCCUGGGUGGCGGGAUGGCCAGACACGCCGGCGAAGCAGCCGUUCUUUGGAGAUCCGCACGACGCGCCCGCCGCCUUCUUGCGCGCACCGCACGCGCCAGGGGACAUCCGGCAGUUCCGCCCGCGCGACGGGGCAGCCACUGGGGCUCAGCGCGCCAGCAGCGUCGCCGCAGCAGCCCAGGAGGCACGCCUGCUGGCGGAGAGACGCACAGCCCUGGGGUUGAAGACGAGGAGACGACGGGGGAAAAAAAGGGUUCGCCAGUCUCAGGCCAUCACACUCUCGUCGCAGCAAACGUCUUCGCAGGCGUCUCAGUGCACGAGCCGCGAGGCGUCCCAGCUGACUUCUUCGCAGGCAUCCGACCGCCGCCCUCUGCUAUCAGGAGAAGGCGGACUCGAGGUGCCGAGAAGUCACCGCGCAGAUCCGAGAAACGACAGCGGGUCAUCGCACCGCGUAGGCUGGCGAGUUGAGGCUGAGGGCGAGAUGAGCGGGGCGAGCGGUGCUAGGGUCUCUCAGUCCUCGCUGGGCGGAGCCGGGGAACACGAGACGUCUGUCAUGGAGAUUGUGUCCUCCGCCUCUGAAGGGGACGAGGACAGCGCUCGCGGCCGUCUCUUAAAUGCGCCUCGGGCUUCUUGGAGCCCCGUCGAGGCGGCAGGGGAGACAAACGAAGCCGUUUGGCCCGACGUCAGGGGCGUCAGGGACGCAGGGAGAGACCCCGGCUUUUGCGGGGAACUGUCGCCCUCAGAAGGGCUCGCGCUGCCGCCGAUAGACCGGUUGUUGGGCUUCCACAGGGCCCCGCCCGCGCUGGAGGAGGCGCUCGCAAGUAGCGCGCCUCACGCUCAGGAUCGGCAUCGGCGGCUGGUCGAAAGAACCGCGCGUCGUGAGGCGCGGCGUCGCAGAAGGGAGGCCUGCGAAAACCAGAGGAGGAAGGAGCGGGCGGAACGCCGGUCAGACGGCUCGAGGAACCAUGGGCGCCGCGGGGCGAGAGGGGGGGCGAGCAGAGAGCGGGCCGCUUGCAGCCAGAGCCGCAGACCUGCGUUCAAAUGGGCGACGCGAAUGGAUAAUGUCGGCCGCAUUGUUCAGAUGCUUGUGCCAGAGACACAGCCUGCCGAGAGCGGCGAAGGCGAGUCUGUGAGGGGGCGGCGACGCGGUGGGCGAAAGGACCACAGCCAAAGUAGGACGCCGGUCCGCGGGAACUCGGAUAGACCAGGCGGGCCGCCAGGCGUCCAGGAGUCCAGCACGCCGCAGUCCGCUCCUGUAGGGCCGCAGAAUCUGUCGCGCCUGGCUGGGGCCUCUGGGAGUGCCGGUCGCCAGGAACCUUGUAAAGAUUCCGGUCGAGAGGCGUCUGUCUCAGGAAGCUCCGCUGUGCUGCUCAGUCCCUGCGCACCGCUCCACCCAAGCCUCUCGCCAGCUGCGGGCAGCCUCGUCUCGGCGGGGAGUGUCUUUCCUUCCCACAGGUCGCCUCUUGCUACGCCAGACGCCGCGGCGGUCGCUUGGGAGGCAGCGCUGGCUCUCGCGGGACCAGCAGUGCAGGGCAGGCGUGCGGGUGACUUUCGAGAGGCCUCGGCGUCUUGUCCAGGCGAGGGGGGAGACCGCUGCGGUCAGGAGCGGCGCAGAAUGCUUUAUGAAGAUGGUGACGCGCGACCGCGGCUUGAUGGACAGUCUGCAUCAUCCUCGCAGUCCCUGGCCUGGCUCUCGAGCUGUCUGUCUGCAGAGAGCGUCCCGACGAGUCACUCCUUUUCGUCUGGGGUCUGCGCGAGCAGCCACGAGUCCCCAAGCACCGCGGGCGGGGCGGGCAGGGCGUGUGGGGCGGCCGAGGGGAGCCGGUCGCAGCUGAGCGUCGCCGGCGAGGUGAAGGAGGCGAUGAAGCACGCGCGGCCCUUCCAGGCUGCCUCCAAACCGGGGGGGGAUCGCGCCGUCGACGAGGAUUCGGUGAUCCGCGGCGAGCAGAGACUCGCAAGUUACGGCGCGCUGGCAGUCCUCGAAGUCUUGGCUGAGCGCAGCGAAUGCAGCCCCGAGGUAGUCGACGCAGGCUCCCCAGAUCCCCAGCAGGACGCGAUCCUCGCUGUGGCUCUUCUGCUGCGAGAUGAGCGGCUGUCGCUCGCGUGCCGCCGGGCGCAACGUGAGGAUGCGCGGCGGCGCGAAGAACGUGCGGCACGGGCGACAGGCUGGACUGAAUCCGCCGAAAAGGGCGAGACGGCGGGAGACUGGAAAGGUGCCGGCGAAGCUCAACCGCCACAGCACGUCACGCAGGCCAAAGAAAGUGAAGAGGGCCUAAACAGCAGCGGGGAUGAAGGCGCGAGUGUGGAUACAGUCGCCAACGCCGCCUCAGACGCCGAUGAGGACAAGAGGAGUUGCAAAAGGAAGCUUUAUCUGGCGGCUGGCUCGCGUGCAGAGAAGGGCGAAGGCCACCAGACUCCGGGACAGGAUGCCUUAGCCUACUUCGAUGCCGCUAUCAUCAUUUUUGUCGAUAAGCCUUACAAACCGCGCCUGCCUCUGGCGUCCCCGUCGCCGUCCCCUGUGACUCCUGCGUUUCCGCCGGGUCGCUCUGCGUCUACGGGUCCUCUGGUCGAGUCCCCUUUGUUCAGCGCACCCGACGGCUUUGCCGGAUUUGCGGCUCUGUGGCAGGCUCGCCACCCCUUCUUGAAGCCUGCCUCGCAGCAGCUCGGCGCCUUCCUGUCUCCUGAGACCGAGCUGGUCGCGGCGGAGAGCGAGGUCGCGCUCCUUCGUCAACUGUGUCUCCUCUGCACUGUCGCGGACCCUGCCUUGAUCAUGCAGUGGGACAGCGGCAAUACUGGCCUGCGCUUUCUUCUUCGCAGGGCGCACGUCCUCGGCUGCGGCGCCGACGUGGCGAGAGGUCUAGGCAGGCGAACGGACUCGGUCCUGCUGUCAUCUCUCCAGUCCUACCUGGGCGCAGCCUCCACUGCGUCCGCCUCUCCCGCCUCCGGCACGUCCUCGUCGGCGGCCGCGCCGAGCGGCACGGCGGCGGUGCGAGCCCGGGGGGCUCCGUACCCCGCCGGGGGGCAUCCCGGAGGCCCCAGCCCCGUGCAGGCGGAUGGGUCCUCGUCGGGGCGCGGCGGGCGCGGCGUGACGCAGGUCCUCUUCGAGGGCGGCACGCUCUCGGGGCGCCUUCUGCUCGAGUGCUGGAGGCUGCUUCAGCGCGAAGUGAAGCUGCAGCAGUCCUCGCUGGAGGGCGUAACCCGCGAAGUCCUCGGGGUCACGUUCGCGAGCGUCCCGCCGGCGGUCCUGGCGAAUCUCUGGAAGCAGGGCCAAAGUGUUCUGAGGCGCGCGGAGCGCCGCGACGAAGUCGACCUCCUGACAGCUUGGCGGGCAUGGCAGCACGCCGUCAGGAGUUUUCGAGAGAGGAAACGCGCAAGGCCCGCCAGGGACGCGGCGAAGACGCGGCAAGAGGUUGACAGGGCAGGGGGCUGCGAGACGGCCUCCAGCGCUCCCCGUGAACAGGGAGGCACAAGCGGCCGCCGCAGCGACGGCGAGGCGCCCGAGGAAGGCGAGGGCGAGUCACAGCCGCCUGAAGAGGGCCGCGACGGCGUGGCGGAUGAAGCCGAAGAAGCCGCCGUCAUGCAGCGGCUCUUCCUUGAAGUCGAGAGCUCGAUUGGCAGGCCCGCGGGAAGCCUCGCUGACGCGAAACAGCAAGAGAGAGACCGGGAAGCUUUGUGGGCGAUCUCGACCAUGGGCGCGGUUCUCAAAUAUUUCCUGGGCAGGGCUCGUAUGACGCUCGCGCUGUUAGACAGCACGGAAUUGAUUCCGCGGACGUCGGAGCUUGCUCGGCUUUACGGCUGCGAUUUCUUCAGCGCACUGACGCGAGGCAGUCAGUUCAAAGUGGAGAGCGUCGUUCUCCAGGCCACCAAGCGCCUCGACUACCUCUUCGUCUCGCCUUCCCAGACGCAGGUCACAGAGCAGCCAGCGAAUCUCUGCAUUCCGCUGGUCCUGGAGCCGAAGAGCGGGUUCUACUGGAGUCCUGUGUUGGUACUCGACUUUCGCUCUCUGUACCCCUCGAUCAUCAUCGCCAACAACAUCUGCUACUCCACUGCUCUCGGAUCUGUCGAAGUCGACCCGACGGCGCAGCCGGUGAAGCGACUGGGCGUGUUGAACGUCUGUACGCCUCCCAGUCUUUUUCAGCAGGUCUCUGAGGCGUACUACAGCGCCUGGGCACGGGAGUUCGGCGUCGACCCGCGGGCGCUCUUUGACUCGCAGCGCGAAGGGGGGGAAGUGGCGAAGCCUGAAGGAUGCGGCGGCAGCAGGAAAAGCCAAGCCUCGAACAUCUUCUGCAGAAGCCAAGCGUGGGACGCGGAGAAAGCUGGAGUGCAUCUCUUGCCGAGCGGGGGCAUGUUUGUCUCGCGGCGCGUGAGGAAGGGCAUCUUUCCGCAGGUCCUUACCGACAUUCUUCAAACCCGAAUCAUGAUUCAAAAAGCUAUCAAGGUCUACAAAGGGAAGGUCGACGACGGCCUGCUGCGGCUGCUGAACUACCGACAAUACGGCCUCAAGAUGAUCGCCAACGUCACCUACGGCUAUACUGCCGCGAGCUUCUCCGGACAUAUGCCGUGCGCGGACAUCGCGGAUGCGAUUGUGCAGACAGCGAGGACGACGCUCAUGCGGGCGAUUGAGCUUGUUCACAGGACUCCCAGAUGGGGCGGCAGAGUUCUGUACGGAGAUACCGACAGUCUCUUCGUCCUCGUCGAGAACAAGUCGCUGGAAGCGGCUUUCGAGAUCGGCCGCGAAAUCGCCUACGCCGUCACCCAGCAGAACCCUGCGCCGGUUGAACUGGAACUCGAAAAGGUGUUUUAUCCGUGCUGUCUUGUCUCGAAGAAACGCUACGUGGGGAACGCGUACGCCGCGCCGAAUCUGCCGCCGACGUUUGACGCCAAGGUCAAGGCGCAUCUCUACAGGCAGUGGACGAAAAUUUUGGCCAACCAGGUUCCUCUGAAGGAAUUCAUUUUCUACAGAAAAUGCAGACUUGGCUCCUAUCGUGCGGAGUUCGGAGCCUCGACUGCCGCCUCGCUGCCGCCUCAGGCGAAGGUCGCUUAUGCGCGUCUGCAGGCGUUGGCGAGGGCGACAGCGGAUCGGGCCGGUGCGUCCGCUGCUGGCGAGGAUGCCGGCUCCGGCUCCAGGGCCUCCGGCGAUGGGCCCAGGCUGCAGGCGGGCCCGUCUCACGGCGAACGCGUGGCGUUUGUGUACGCCGACCUGGGUCUGGGCGGCGGGGAAGCGUUUUUACGAGGCAAGCAAUCUGCCCUGCGGCUUCUGGACUGCGCAGUCAGUCCCGAGCAAGUUGAGGGCGGCGGAAGGCCCGACAACCUUGUCCGCCUGUUCCUCUACGGCGCACCUCAACUCAUGCUGCGGCCGAUGCCUCUGCAGCGCCCCGAGAGCGGGGCUGGCGACCCCGAAGCCCGGGCGGCCGAGGGCGACGGCACGGAGGCGUGGCAACCGGCCGCUUCGCUCGGCUGGUUUCGACGCUGGGGGAAUGUCCCUGGCCUCGGCGCAGCCAAAAGUGAAGACGUGGUGCUUCCUCCGUGGUGGUACAGACAGCGGCAAGCGUCGCCUGCAGCUCCGGGGCAGGCUGCGCCGUUCGGGGGGCCGCGGGCUGACAUGAGCUCCAUGGUGGCGUUGUUCGCUCGGGCCUCGCCGUCGUCUGCCCCCCCGCCGCAGGCGCCGGACCUCGACGCCCCGGGUCCCUGUCUCGCGCAAGUGCCGGUAGAAGGCCCGGCGCCUCUCCUUCUUCCGGUGUACGCAAAGUACUACAUCGUGCGGCAGGUCAUCCCUGCACUCGAUCGCCUCUUCAGCCUUCUCGCCGGCGCCACAGCUGUCGACCUUCGUCAGUGGUUUGACACCAUGCCGAAGCCCCAGACGAGCCGCGCGACGCGGAUUCGCCGGCAAAUGCAGCCCGGUCCGCAGACCGUGAAGCCGCUUGGGCAGGCGAUGCUGAAGCUGGGAACAGGCGCAGUUCCAGGGAGACUCUCGAACCCCGUCACGCAUCGGGUGCUGGGCCGGCACGGGCCGCCUACUGACCGAACGACCUUGGCCCUUCAGAGGCCCCCCGCCGCGGCGCGCGGCGCCUCGGCGGCUCAGCGCCAGCAGAAGCUCCUGCGGGCGCUGAAAGCCGACAAGCCCGGGGCGGGAAGCGGCGUGCGCCUUCACCACUUCUUUGCAGCUUCGUCAUGCGUGUUUUGUGAGGCCAAGUGCCCCCUCCUCCGCCCGGGCAGCACCGGGGAGCUCCUGCAGAGAGGGCGAGAGACCGUGGCGGGACGCGAUGCGGGUCGGCCGGGAGACAGAGACAGCUGGAGACGGCGUCACAACAGCCCAAUUGCGUUUGAAGAAGAGGACAUGGUGCGCGCGAGGCUUUUCAAAAUAUUUGAAUGCAGCGGCUUCUCGAGCGAUGAGGAUGAAGACAGACAAGACGACGGGAAGGUCGUGAUUGACGUGUCAUCUGCCUCAGGGCCUUUGUUGGCUUCUGGGUCCGUGUUCCGCCCCUUAUUUGAAGCCCCGUCACCGCGCGAGUGGCAGCCUCCACCGGUGUGUGCAGACUGCAGCCGGGACGCUGAGCGGCUUCUGGUCGAGGCCCAUCUGGAGCUGAGGGAGGCGGAGCGAGGCCUGAAGGAAAUCGAAGACCUCUGCGAAGCAUGUGCAGGCAAGGAUGACUUAGGAACGAUAUGUAGUGCAAGCGGCAGGACCCCCAGCUGGGGCGCUUCACGGUGCCCCGUAGCUCAGUGA
This is a messenger RNA of Besnoitia besnoiti, 11808 nucleotides long. RefSeq lists its product as uncharacterized. Lineage: Eukaryota; Apicomplexa; Conoidasida; Eucoccidiorida; Sarcocystidae. Gene Ontology annotation, biological process: double-strand break repair via homologous recombination; error-prone translesion synthesis. The record is from RefSeq and is a predicted model, not a curated record. The transcript is spliced from 11 exons. Gene Ontology annotation, cellular component: nucleus; zeta DNA polymerase complex. The coding region runs from base 1 to 11808 and encodes 3935 amino acids. Gene Ontology annotation, molecular function: nucleotide binding; DNA-directed DNA polymerase activity; DNA binding.